CCGUGCCAAGGCUAAAAUUUCGGAUGCCCCGCAUCAACACGGGAGUGCCAAAGUCUCGACGUUUCUGAGAAUGCCCCAGACGAAGAAGUCCAAAAGCGAUGCGUUUGGCUCCGGCCAGCCACCCGGUGCGGACCGGGGAGAGUCGCACCUGCUCGCCGGACCCCGGGACCCAGGGGAAAACCUCGGAGACCCGCAGAUUGUCAAAUCGCCAAGUGACCCCAAGCAAUACAGGUACAUUGAAUUGACCAAUGGGCUGCGAGCACUGCUGAUCUCAGACUUCAGCCAACUGGAUGGGAAGGCGGCCUCCGACGACGAGGACGAUUCGGAGGAGGAGGAGGAGGAGGAGGAGGAGGAAGGGGAGGAAGAGGAGAGUGGGGAAGAAGAAGGGGACUCAGGGGAGGGUACAGAGGAGGACGAGGGGGAGGAAGAGGACGAACAGGACAGUGAUUUUGAGGAACUGGAUGAGGACAGUGAAGGGAAGAAGAAGAAAGGGAAGUCAGAGAAACAGUCUGCAGCUGCUCUGUGUAUUGGAGUGGGGAGCUUCAGUGACCCUAACGACCUGCCUGGCUUGGCCCAUUUUCUGGAACACAUGGUGUUCAUGGGCAGUGAGAAGUACCCCGCAGAGAACGGCUUCGACGCUUUCCUGAAGAAACACGGCGGGAGCGACAACGCCUCCACCGACUGCGAGAGGACCAUCUUCCAGUUCGACGUGCAGAGGAAGCACUUCCGGGAGGCGCUGGACAGGUGGGCUCAGUUCUUCAUCUGCCCGCUGAUGAUCAAAGACGCCAUCGACAGGGAGGUGGAGGCGGUGGACAGCGAGUAUCAGCUGGCCAAACCCUCUGACUCGCACCGUAAGGAGAUGCUGUUUGGCAGCCUGGCCAAGCCCGGUCACCCCAUGGGAAAGUUCUGCUGGGGGAAUGCUCAGACCCUGAAACAUGAACCCCGAGAGAAGAAGAUUGACACCUACAAGCGUCUGCGUGAAUUCUGGGAGCAGCAUUACUCUGCCCACUACAUGACCCUGGCCGUGCAGUCCAAAGAGAGCCUAGAUACACUGGAGGAGUGGGUUACAGAAAUAUUCAGCAAAAUCCCCAACAAUGGGCAGCCCAAACCUGACUUCUCUGACAUGCAGAACCCCUUUGAUACCCCAGCCUUCAGUAAGCUGUACCGAGUGGUACCCGUGCGAAAGGUGCAUGCCCUCACCAUCACCUGGGCACUACCACCCCAGGAGAAGUAUUACAGGGUGAAGCCUCUCCAUUACAUCUCCUGGCUGAUUGGUCAUGAAGGCACUGGCAGCAUCCUCUCUCUGCUGAGGAAGAAGUGCUGGGCUCUGGCGCUGUUUGGGGGCAACAGUGAGACGGGCUUUGAUCAGAACACCACCUACUCCAUCUUCAGCAUCUCCAUCACGCUGACCGACGAGGGCUUCCAGAACUUCUACCAGGUGUCUCACCUGGUGUUCCAGUACCUGAAGAUGUUGCAGACACUGGGCCCCCAGCAGAGAAUAUAUGAAGAAAUUCAGAAGAUUGAAGCCAAUGAGUUUCGUUACCAGGAGCAGACUGACCCUAUUGAGUAUGUGGAGGAUAUCUGUGAGAAUCUGCAGCUCUUCCCCAAAGAGGAUUUCCUGACCGGAGACCAGCUCAUGUUUGAGUACAACCCCGAGGUGAUUUCGGCUGCCCUCACCCUCCUGACCCCGGAGCGGGCCAACCUGAUGCUGCUGUCUCCGGAGCACGAGGGCCGCUGUGAGCUGAAGGAGAAAUGGUUCGGCACGCAGUACAGCGUGGAGGAUAUUCAGCAGGAGUGGAGAGAUCGAUGGGCAAGCGAUUACGAGCUGAACUCUGACCUGCAUCUCCCAGCAGAGAAUAAGUUCAUUGCUACGGAUUUCGCCCUAAAAACCUCCGACUGCCCCGACACCGAGUUUCCUGUUAGAAUCGUCAACAAUGAGAGAGGCUGUCUGUGGUUCAGGAAAGACAAUAAAUUCAAGAUUCCUAAAGCUUAUGUCCGUUUCCACCUCAUCUCACCUGUCAUCCAGAGGUCGCCUGAGAACCUGGUUCUGUUCGACCUCUUCGUGAACAUCCUGGCGCACAGCCUGGCGGAGCCGGCCUACGAGGCUGACGUGGCCCAGCUGGAGUACAAGCUGGUGGCCGGAGAGCACGGCCUGGUCAUCAAGGUCAAAGGGUUCAACCACAAACUGCCCUUGCUGUUUAACCUGAUUGUGGAUUACCUGGUGGAUUUCUCCGCUGCACCAGACGUCUUCUCCAUGUUUGUGGAGCAGCUGAAGAAGACGUACUUCAACAUCCUCAUCAAACCCGAGAAACUGGGCAAAGACGUACGGCUGCUGAUCCUGGAACAGGCGCGCUGGUCAGUCAUACAGAAGUACCAGGCCAUAAUGAAGGGGCUCACUGUGUCCGACCUGAUGGAGUUUGCCCACAGUCUGAAGUCCGAACUGUAUGCCGAGGGGCUCGUCCAGGGCAACUUCACCAGCGCUGAGGCGAUGCAGUUUCUGCAGUAUGUGACAGAAAAGCUGCAGUUCAAGCCUCUGUCAGUAGAGGUCCCUGUUCUCUUCCGAGUGGUGGAGCUGCCUGAGAAGGCACACCUGUGUAAGGUCAAAUCCCUCAACAAAGGAGACGCCAACUCUGAGGUCACCGUCUACUACCAGUCUGGUCCCAGGGCUCUGAGGGAGCACACCCUGAUGGAGCUGCUGGUGAUGCACAUGGAGGAGCCCUGCUUUGACUUCUUGAGGACCAAGGAGACGCUAGGGUACCAUGUCUACCCCACCUGCAGAAACACUUCUGGAGUUCUGGGCUUCUCUGUUACUGUGGAGACACAGGCCACAAAGUUCAACUCUGAGCUGGUGGAAGCAAAGGUAGAGGAGUUCCUGGUCAGUUUUGGGAAGAAGAUGAGCGCUCUGACAGAUGAGGCCUUCAAGACGCAGGUGACGGCCCUGAUCAAGCUGAAGGAAUGUGAGGACACCCACCUGGGGGAGGAGGUGGACAGGAACUGGUUUGAAGUGGUUACCCAGCAGUACGUCUUCGACCGGCUCAACAGAGAGGUGGACGCCCUCAGGUUGAUGACGAAGGCAGAGCUGCUCUCCUGGUUCCAGGAGCACCGAGGCCCACACAGCCGCAAGCUCAGCGUGCACGUGGUGGGCUUUGGGGAGGAGGAGGGGGACCCUGCAGGGCAAGGCGGAGAGCAGGAAGGGGUGGACCCUCAGUGCUCCUCUUACGGGGAAGUGUCCAGGCUGAACUUCCUGCCUGCUUCACCUCGGCUGGCCGACGCCACCGUCAUCUCAGACAUCCGAGCUUUCACCUCCUCCCUAAACCUGUACCCCUACCACAAGAUCCUCAAAUAACGGAGCCCCCUGGGGCUCCCCGGUUGCCUGGACUGCUGCUCCCCCCCACCCCCUGUCUCGCACAAUGAAACUCCAGCAGCAGACAGCACACUCGCCUUCCACCUUUGCACCACAGAACCUUUCAUUCUGAAAGAGACGUGAAAGUAGCAGAAAUCCUUUCCUGAACUCUGGCUUUGAAAAGGGAAACCUCACAUUUAGCUGUGUCAUUAGCUUGGGUCAGAGGUCAGAGGUCAGAGGUUUAUUGGGGUGGUUUCCAAGGUGAUAUCUGGGUUUAGCUUUGGUAUUCCUCUGCUGGCUGGGGCUUCACUGACCAAAAAAAAACAUUGAAGUGUGUAUUUUAGCGAUAGGUAUGCAGUGUACUAAUGAACCCGUGCUGUGAUGUUACACUGGCAGAAAGAAAGUGAAUUACACUAGUGUGAGUGCAGUGAAGACAUGAUGAGUGUGACAGUUUUAAAGUCAUGUUUUUAACCUGGAUUUUGGCCAUGGGGACAGACGGAGGGAAGGAGGAGGACCCAGGCAGAACUGUGAAGAAACAUGGUGUAGGGAAAAAACAGGGCAUCGUUCCUCUUUUACUCGAUAAAAAGAGAACUGCUUCCAGUCCCUCUGUGAAAACCUGCCUGUUUGAAUGGAAACUCUUCAAAUGUAUAUUUAUUAAAGAUACAGA
Messenger RNA from Megalops cyprinoides (Indo-Pacific tarpon), 4010 nucleotides. RefSeq names its product nardilysin-like. Lineage: Eukaryota; Metazoa; Chordata; Actinopteri; Elopiformes; Megalopidae. The transcript is spliced from 31 exons. Gene Ontology annotation, molecular function: metalloendopeptidase activity; metal ion binding. The record is from RefSeq and is a predicted model, not a curated record. Gene Ontology annotation, biological process: proteolysis. The coding region runs from base 71 to 3346 and encodes 1091 amino acids.